AUGAACAGCGACUUUCACGUUGCCAUCGUCGGCGCGGGCAUCGGUGGCCUCGCCCUGGCCAUGGCGCUGCACAAGAAAUCUGUUCCCUUCACCCUCUACGAGGACGCCAAGGAGUUCUCAGCUGUAGGUGCUGGUAUCGGCUUUGCGCCCAACGGCAUGCGAGCCAUGGAUCUGAUUGAGCCUGGAUUCCGUCCUUUGUAUGAGAGGAUUUGCGUAGGAAACAAGGGUGCUGACAAACAAGACAUCUUUUUUGAGGGCAUGCUUCUUAGUGAGGGUUUGGGUAAAGACCAAGCGUGGUACGGCAAGUCGGCGUGGGGCCAUCCUGAUUUCGAACGCAAGUCUGCGCAUCGCAAAGCGCUGCUUGACAUCAUGACCAGCUUCAUUCCACGACACAAUGUCAAGUUCAACAAGCGUCUCGUCAACAUCGAACAGCUGCCAUCCAAGCUUGUCCUUACCUUUGCCGAUGGAGAAGUCGAAGAAGCGAGCAUUCUUGCUGGCGCUGACGGAAUCAAAAGCACAGUCCGAGAGCAUGUCCUGAAGCCGCAAUUUGCGGACCAAGUAGCGCCAGUCUACGCUGAUGCGUAUUGCUACCGAGCUGUCAUACCAAUGGCUGAUGCCGAAGCUAUCCUUGGAGAUUUAACCGACGUUGCCAAAUUUUACUUUGGCCACAAGCGCUGCGCAGUAACGUACCGUAUAUCAGAGGGAAAGGAGUUCAACUACCUUUUGUGUGUCACAGAUGAGCAAGGCUGGAAACCAGACAAAGCUGUGACACAGAAGGUCUUACAUGAAGCCAUGAUGACAGAUUUCGAGGGACCAGGCGUCGACGACCGCUUCCGCCAACUUUUGGCCAAGGCAAGCCCAAUCCGAUGGGGCUUCUUCCACCACUUGAGGACUUCGACGUAUUACCGAGAUCGUGUGGCUCUACUAGGCGAUAGCGCACAUGCGUCACUGCCAUUUCAGGCAGCGGGCGCUGCUCAAGGCGUCGAGGACGCUCUGGUGCUAUCGAAUAUCUUGUCAGAGCUUGUCAAGUCAUCGAAACAAGAAGCGAAUAGCGACGCCAACAUCGUUGCUGGUCUCAGCGCGUACGACUCGGUACGAAGGCCACGCGCACAGAAGCAACUGGAGCAAUCAGCUGAGGUUGCCCAAUCUACGCUCAAGGUGCAUCUCCUGUUUCUGAUUACGAGAUCAAUAAGAUUACAGGCGCCUGAAUUCACUGCUGGCAUUUUACUCCAACUCAAGCCAACACUCGCCAUUCUCGGUCACUCCACGGCCCUCUACAGCAUGCCAGACACUUCAGCGCCCUCCCGUCUGACGCAGCUACCACUAGGUGACGAGGCGCCACGCUACAGCACUUCCGAACUAUACUCCUACUUCCAGCGCAUCCGUCUCCCCCAGAAAUAUCUAGACACGCCCCUACUAUCAGACAACACACUAGCCACAACCAAACAGCACGGCCUCCCCUUCCUACAAGCCCUAACCAUCCACCACACCAGCCACAUCCCCUUCGAGAACCUCGAGCUCCACUACUCCACCCACAAAACCAUCACACUCAACCCCCAGGCCCUAUACACCAAGAUAGUAACCCAGCGCCGCGGCGGCCGCUGCAUGGAAAACAACACCUUCUUCGGCACGGUUCUCCGCUCCCUCGGGUUUCAUGUGCGCAACUGCGGCGGCCGCGUAUCGCGGGCCAUGAGCCCCUACGCGGAGUGGGAUUUGAUGAUGGGGGCUGGAUUACGAGAUCAUGUCUUGGUUUACGUCUACGAAUCCGAGUUCUUUCUUUACGAGAUAUGUCACUAG
Messenger RNA from Alternaria hordeiaustralica, 1797 nucleotides. RefSeq lists its product as uncharacterized. NCBI's taxonomy places the organism in Eukaryota, Fungi, Ascomycota, Dothideomycetes, Pleosporales, Pleosporaceae. The record is from RefSeq and is a predicted model, not a curated record. The transcript has 9 exons. Gene Ontology annotation, molecular function: FAD binding; acetyltransferase activity. Bases 1 to 1797 code for a protein of 598 amino acids. Gene Ontology annotation, biological process: secondary metabolite biosynthetic process.